Molecule: messenger RNA, 1321 nt
Organism: Lathyrus oleraceus (garden pea)
Lineage: Eukaryota; Viridiplantae; Streptophyta; Magnoliopsida; Fabales; Fabaceae
Product: endonuclease 1
Exons: 9
Coding region: 200-1108 (302 amino acids)
Biological process (GO): DNA catabolic process
Molecular function (GO): endonuclease activity; nucleic acid binding
Source: RefSeq, a predicted model, not a curated record
AUUUCAAUAGUACUUAAGGUCAACUUGAAACUUAACUUAAACACAUAGGUGUUUCAAUCUUGUACUCAAUAAUAUUCCCAUAACGUGUCCUUUGAAGCUAAUUUUCCUAUAAAUGCAACUAUAUAUAUGCAUGUAAUGUAAUGUACCCUUCAUAAGGAAAACAAAUUGAAAAAUAUAAGGUCAUUAGAAAAUAUUAGAUAUGGCUAGAUUGAAAGGCUUGAUACUGUCUCUUCCAUUUGGAUUUAUGUUGCUGUUAUGUUCUUCUUUUAUUAUACUACCUGGUGUCAUCGGAUGGAGCAAAGAGGGUCAUGAAAUGACAUGUCUAAUUGCACAGGCACUUUUAAAGCCUGAAGCAUCAGAAGCAAUUCAUCAUUUGUUACCUCCCUCUGUGAAUGGUAAUUUAUCAGCAUUAUGUGUAUGGCCUGACCAAAUUAGACACUGGUACAAAUAUAAAUGGACUAGUCCACUUCAUUUCAUCGACACGCCCGAUAAAAAAUGUGGUUUUCAGUAUUCGAGGGACUGUCAUGAAGAUAUGUGUGUCGCCGGAGCUGUCAAAAAUUUCACUUCUCAACUUUCACAUUACAAAGAAGGAACUUCUGAUCGGCGAUAUAAUAUGACUGAGGCAUUAUUGUUCUUGGCGCACUUCAUGGGAGAUAUUCAUCAGCCGAUGCAUGUUGGAUUCACCUCGGACAAAGGUGGAAACGCGAUUGAUCUACGUUGGUAUAGGCACAAAUCUAAUCUGCAUCAUGUGUGGGACAGAGAAAUUAUUCUCACUGCAUUAGCAGAUUAUUAUGACAAAGAUGUGACACUCCUCCUCCAAGACAUUGAGAAGAACUAUACCAAUGGAAUCUGGUCAGAAGAUGUUGCUUCUUGGGAACAUUGUAAUGAUCUAUCUCUUUGUGUGAAUAAUUGGGCUAAAGAGAGCAUACAAAUUGCUUGCAAAUGGGGUUAUGAAGGAGUUAAAUCCGGAACAACUCUUGCAGAAGAGUACUUCGACUCAAGGAUGCCAUUUGUGAUGCAACGAAUUGCUCAAGGUGGAAUUCGAUUAGCCAUGAUUCUGAACCAAGUGUUUGGAGAUUCUAAAGAAGGAUUUGUAGCAGCUACUUAAGCAUACUCAUAAAAAAUGUGACUAGAAAAUUAGUUGAUUGAAUUUGUUAAUGACAAUUGAUCAUAGGGUUAACUCCAUAUCAAAAUGCAACAAAUUGUUAGUUUCUCACAUUAUUGAGCUUGGAAGCACAUGCAAAAAGCCAACUCAACAUAUGUAUAAAUAUGUUAUUAUCAGUUACAUUUAUGAUUAUAUAUGGCCAGCUUUUGGUUUUAA